Oryctolagus cuniculus (rabbit) is the source of this 1717-nucleotide messenger RNA. RefSeq names its product ephrin A2 (gene EFNA2). Gene Ontology annotation, molecular function: ephrin receptor binding. Gene Ontology annotation, cellular component: plasma membrane. Lineage: Eukaryota; Metazoa; Chordata; Mammalia; Lagomorpha; Leporidae. Gene Ontology annotation, biological process: axon guidance; bone remodeling; ephrin receptor signaling pathway. The record is from RefSeq and is a predicted model, not a curated record.
GCGCGGAGAGAGGCGGGGGGCGAGGGGAUCUCCAAGCGCCGCCGCGCCCUCCUCGCGCCCGCCCCGCGCCCGCCCGCUCGGCGGCGGCGAGGAGGCGGAGACGGCUGGCAGGCGGCGGCCGGACCGGGGCCAUGGCGCCCGCGCAGCGCCCGCUGCUGCCGCUGCUGCUGCUGCUGCUGCCGCUGCCGCCGCCGCCGCCCUGCGCGCGCGCGGAGGACGCCGCCCGCGCCAACUCGGACCGCUACGCCGUGUACUGGAACCGCAGCAACCCCAGGUUCCACGCGGGCGCGGCGGGCGACGGCGGCGGCUACACGGUGGAGGUGAGCAUCAACGACUACCUGGACAUCUACUGCCCGCACUACGGGGCGCCGCUGCCCCCGGCCGAGCGCAUGGAGCACUACGUGCUGUACAUGGUCAACGGCGAGGGCCACGCCUCCUGCGACCACCGGCAGCGCGGCUUCAAGCGCUGGGAGUGCAACCGGCCGGCGGCGCCGGGGGGCCCGCUCAAGUUCUCGGAGAAGUUCCAGCUCUUCACCCCCUUCUCCCUGGGCUUCGAGUUCCGCCCCGGCCACGAGUACUACUACAUCUCUGCCACGCCCCCCAACGCCGUGGACCGGCCCUGCCUGCGCUUGAAGGUUUACGUGCGGCCGACCAACGAGACGCUGUACGAGGCGCCGGAGCCCAUCUUCACCAGCAACAGCUCCUGCAGCGGCCUGGGCGGCUGCCGGCUCCUCCUCUGCACCGUGCCCGUCCUCUGGAGCCUGCUGGGCUCCUAGUCCCCGCCGGACGCCCGCCCGCCCCGACCGCCUCAGAGACCAAAACGCUCUGCCGCUCCCCGACCGGUGCUGCCCGGGGCGCGGCCGCUGGCCCAGCGUCUCCCGGGGCGUCGGAGACCCCUGCAGAGCCUCUCCACGACUUUAGCAUUUUUAGUGUUAUUUUUCAUGGUUUUUAAUUUAAUUUAUUCCCGCCGUCUCCCGCGUCUUGGGAGGGGCGGGGGUCCCUGGCCCCCCGGGGGAGGGGGCUCCCUGGGGACACUGGGUCUGCUCCUGUCUGCUGUGCAGACCCCCGGUGCCGGGGACAGGCCAGCCUGAGGCCGCGUCCCUGCGCACCGCCGCCCGCCCCUUGCUCCGGGUCCGGGGACAGCGCGCGGCCCGGCCACCCCUCCCGCCCCCUCGGAGGCUGCGAAGACCUUACGUUUCUGUAAAUAGAGCCAGUGAGUAUAUACUGUGAUUUAUUUUUAAUGUAUUCCUGCGGACCGACUCGAAAGUCUUUUUUUUUUUUUUUCCCCAGCCCUUCGUGAGGGUCUUUUAUUUUGGCGGGGGGUGUGGGUGGACUUUUUAGAGUAGCAGCUUGUUUCGUCUGUCGGAGCCCCCUCCCCGCGACUCUGUCGAUGCUUCUGGGAGAAAUGAAGACUGUACAGCCCGGUGGGGGAGGGGAGGCUGCGGGGCGGGAGCCUCCCGCGCCCCCUGCCCGGGGCGGGGCGGGGGGGGGGCGCCGCGUUUCUACAGAUUCCGUCCCUCUGCCCCUCUCCUGACUGUGUUUUCUACAUAUUCUAUAUAAAUCUAUUUCGUGCACGGUCGCCGCCCUCCGCUCGCGGCGCGCCGGCGGGGGGCGCGGGGGCGGCGGCGCCCCGCCUGGAGCUGGCGCCCCGCCGCCCCGCCCCCACCACAACCCACUUUGGACUCUGUAUUUUUUAUAAUAAAAGAGCAGAAGGCUG